Phyllotreta striolata is the source of this 1119-nucleotide messenger RNA. The record is from the annotation of a GenBank genome assembly. NCBI's taxonomy places the organism in Eukaryota, Metazoa, Arthropoda, Insecta, Coleoptera, Chrysomelidae.
AUGGCGUCCGAAAUAUCAACGAACAUUUGCCCCCAACCACCGAAAGCUCCGCCAUCGCCGGCGAGAACGCUGAACUUUUCAAUAGCAAAAAUCAUGGAGCCGGACAAUAAGACGAGAAAAACAUCGGAUCAGGACAUCGAGAAAGACAACAACGUUCUCAAUUUAUCGCACAGCUCAGCCUUCGAAUCAGCCUUCAAGAAAUACGUUCCGAAUGUCCUCAGAUCGCCCGACCUCCUGCACAAUUACCCGUUAGUCUACUACCAUCCCAGCCAGCUCAUGUUGGGCUCCGUUUCCGUGUACACAUCAUCGGGCCAGGACCCCGCGGGCCCCAUAAGCAGCGGCUCGGCUGUCAACCCGCUGGCGUUGCACUUCAACCAAGCCAAAGCGAGCCCCGCCAAGGCGCAGCCGAAGACCAGCAGCUCGUCGAGCGGCAGCUCCCCCAACAUCCUGACGCCCAAGCAGAAGAGCUUCGAAUGCGGCGAGUGCGGCAAAGUGUUCAACGCCCAUUACAAUCUCACGAGGCACAUGCCCGUGCACACGGGGGCGCGGCCGUUCGUGUGCAAGAUAUGCGGAAAGGGUUUCAGGCAGGCUUCGACUCUGUGCAGACACAAAAUCAUCCACACGUCGGAGAAGCCCCACAAAUGCCAUACCUGCGGAAAGGCGUUCAACAGAUCGUCGACGUUGAACACCCACGCGCGUAUCCACGCGGGGUACAAGCCGUUCGUGUGCGAGUUCUGCGGAAAGGGGUUCCACCAGAAAGGGAACUACAAGAACCACAAGCUGACGCACAGCGGCGAGAAGGCCUACAAGUGCACGGUGUGCUCGAAGGCGUUCCACCAGAUUUACAACCUGACGUUCCACAUGCACACGCACAACGACAAGAAACCGUUCACUUGCAGGGUGUGCGGCAAAGGGUUCUGUCGAAAUUUCGAUUUGAAGAAGCACAUGAGGAAGCUCCACGAGAACAACGGCAACUGCAUGGAGUCGGAUUAUUUGUCCGGCGGUUCGCAGGGCGCCACUACUCCCGGAUACUCGGGCGAUAGGAACAUUCACCAUUUCAUUAGUCCGUUUAUUCGUCCACCGAUGACCGUUCCGGUGUACUCGUCUAAGUUGUUGUGA